AUGUUGUUGAGCCGCUUCAUCACCACGGCCAUCGCGCUCGCCGGUGCGGUUUCGGCUUGUCCCGGAAUCGACCAUGCCCAAGGCCUUGCUCCUCGGAAAGUUGAUCACUCCAUUCAGCCCAGUGGAGGCAACAGUCUGCUCCGUGAACUGACUUGGGGCGAUCUGGCCGUAAUUGCGACAACUGACAUCCACGGCUGGUAUAUGGGUCACAUGAAGAAGAGUUAUCCGGAGCCUAACUAUUCCGGCGAUUGGGGCGACUUUGCGUCCUUUGUCAAGCACAUGCGCAAGCUUGCCAAGAAGAAGGGUGUCGAUCUGCUCCUUGUCGACUCUGGUGACCUUCACGACGGUGCUGGUUUGAGUGACGGUUUCCCUGCAGGCCAGGUCGACGGCCAAGUCUCUAACCAAUUCCAUGCCAAGGUCAAGUACGAUCUCUUGACCGUCGGCAACCACGAGCUGUACAAGUACAAUGUUGCCUGGAACACGCUGCAAGAAUUUGUGCCUGAAGCUCGCAGUCGUUACCUGGGCUCCAACGUCAACAUCAGUCAUGCUGCGCCCCGCGGUGGCAACAACGUCUCAUACACCUAUGGCGAACGGUUUGUCAAGUUCAAGACCGACCAUGGCCGAAAGGUCACCUCGCUCGGCGUCCUCUUCAACUUUACCGGUGCCGACAGCGGCAUUACCGUCCAAGACCCUGCUCAGAUGGUUCUCGAGCCCUGGUUCAUCGACGCCAUCCAGGAGCAGCCUGAUGUCUUCCUGAUCGCUGGCCACAUGCCCGUCCGCAAGGAUCAAUUUCCCGUCGUGGUUAAUGCGAUCCGCAAAGUGCACCCGAUCACACCGAUCAUGAUCCUCGGCGGCCACUCGCACAUUCGCGACUGCACCCAGUACGACAAGUACUCUAUGGGUAUCGAGUCGGGCCGAUACCUCGAGACGAUCGGCUGGAUGUCGAUGAACUUUACCAACAACGGUCCCACCUUCAGCCGCACCUAUAUCGACGCCAACCGACGCAAUUACGCCUUCCACGCAGGUCUCGCUGCCAAGCCUGAAAAGUUCGACACGGCCCUGGGAAGGAAGAUCACCAAGCAGAUGAACCAAGUCGCCGAUGCCUGGAAUCUCUCUCACGUUUAUGGUGUUGCUCCCCAGGAUUACUACCUCCAGCGUGUCCCCAUCAACGACAGCUCAUCUCUGAUCAACUUUAUGACCAACAAGGUGCUGCCCACCGUCAUCUCGACCUCGAAUCCGGAACGCAAAGGGGUGCCCAACAUUGUCAUCGCCAACACGGGCUCGCAGCGAUUCGACCUGUAUGCAGGUCCUUUCACCAAGAACGACCAGUACAUUGUCUCGCCCUUCACCGACGCUUUCCAGUAUAUUAAGGAUGUGCCGUACAAGUACGCUAGCCAGGUCAUUCACAAGCUCAACGGUGACAGGGUCGCUCAGGCUACCAGCCGUAGGCGCGAUCUCGAAGGCGCUGAGAGCGAACAGGAGCUCUACGCUAAGGGACACGUCUCUCACAUCUACAACCGCUGGAUCCAGGAUCAGCACGUUUUUGCUUCGGCUCACAACGCGGCAGCUCGUGACCUGGCCAUAUUGGACGCUCGAGCAGCUGAAGCUCAAGCGAACCGCACGCUCGGCUACGUCACCAAGGACCAAUGUCCAGGGGAUGGAGACGACACCGUGCACAGCGCUAUUCCCUUCGCUUCGGUUCCCGACUACGUUCAGAGCCCUGUCACCGGUCAGAACGUAAGCGACACGGACAAGGUCGACGUCAUCUUCCUCGACUUUAUCGCCAAGAACGUCGUGAGAAUUCUCAACAGCGUCCAAACUGAAACGACGUACUCGCUGAGCGAUGUCGCUGCUUACAACCAGUACACUACGCAGGACAUCUACCCGCUUUACGCUGAACAGAUCUGGGCCAACAACUCUACCUCUGCCUGA
This is a messenger RNA of Mycosarcoma maydis (corn smut), 1932 nucleotides long. RefSeq lists its product as uncharacterized. The record is from RefSeq and is a predicted model, not a curated record. The transcript is spliced from 2 exons. Gene Ontology annotation, molecular function: hydrolase activity. Gene Ontology annotation, biological process: nucleotide catabolic process. NCBI's taxonomy places the organism in Eukaryota, Fungi, Basidiomycota, Ustilaginomycetes, Ustilaginales. Gene Ontology annotation, cellular component: cytosol. Bases 1 to 1932 code for a protein of 643 amino acids.